Molecule: messenger RNA, 854 nt
Organism: Malaya genurostris
Lineage: Eukaryota; Metazoa; Arthropoda; Insecta; Diptera; Culicidae
Exons: 2
Coding region: 62-676 (204 amino acids)
Molecular function (GO): oxidoreductase activity; FMN binding
Source: RefSeq, a predicted model, not a curated record
GGCAGAAAGUGCGGGAUUCAAAGCAGUUGUGCUUACAAUCGAUAGUCCGGUGUCAGGUUUAAUGAGCGGAGAAGUACGAAAAAACUUGCAACUUCCAGACGGUAUAAGACUAGAAGUUUUCAAGUCCUUAGAAGCUGAGUCAAUUAUCGAAAGUGGUGAUCUGAAGUUUGCUACAGAUAUGAAUGCUUCCUUGACCUGGGCAGACGUGGAAUGGAUGAAAAGCAUUACAACUCUACCAGUUAUCGUGAAAGGUGUAAUGACAAAAGAAGAUGCCCGAUGCGCUGUGGAUGUGGGAGUAGAUGCGAUAAUGGUGUCCAACCAUGGUGGACGUCAAUUGGAUUCCGUGUCCGCCACUAUUGAGGUGCUACCAGAGAUAAUUGCAGCUGUUAGGGGACAAGUUCCCAUUAUAGUCGAUGGAGGUAUAACCAAAGGAACCGAUAUUUUUAAAGCUCUGGCAAUGGGAGCCGACAUGGCAUUCAUCGGACGUAGCUAUCUUUGGGGAUUGGCAGUUAACGGCCAGAAAGGAGUAGAAGAAAUUGUUCGACUGCUACAACACGAACUGGAUAACACAAUGGCUCUUGCGGGUUGUCGCACAAUCAAAGAUAUCACGAAGGCUCACGUUCAGCAUGAGGCUCAUUAUUGUAUGUCAGCAUUGGCUGGGAUUGGACUGGAAUAGCCUUCAGGAGAUAAAGUUCAACCAAAUCAUGAGUAUUUUAGGUUCUAACAAUCUUCGGUUUAGAACAGUGAUUCCUAGAGCUCACAGAUGGAUAAUGAGACUUAAAUAAUGAGCUUCGUAACUUGCUAACAAAUGCUUGUAUAGAUAUAAAACCUAUUUUAAUCCACCUAGUGGUGUA